AUGCGCAGAUCCGAUUCUUGCUCGGUAUUCCAGGAGUGGGCGUUGGACUUUGUGCAUCGGAGCCUGGCCAAGGAACUGGGCGGGCCGACCACCGGCACGGGCGACCUGCGCCAGACGGCCAUGACCGGCGACGUGCUCGACCUGGGCUGCGGCGACGGCAGCGUCUCCGCCUGGAUCGCCACCCGCAAGCUGCCUGUGGCGCGGUUGGCAUCGGCGACGGAGCUGCCGGACGAGUGGCGGGACCGGUUCGACAUGGUGCUCUCCUUCACGGCCCUCCACUGGGUGCGGGACCACGCCGCGGUCCUCCGUCAGGCUCACAAGGUGCUCAAGCCGGGCGGCCUGCUGGCCUUCACGAUGGUGCUCGCCGGCCCGCGCGAGUUCACCCCCGUCCUGGACAUCGUCGCGGCCCUCGCCCCGUGGCGCGACCACCUCCAGCACUACGCGCCCCCGACCUAUCCCGCCAAUUCCGGGUGGACCGAAGAGUUCAUACUGGCGCACCACCCCGGCGGCUGCCGGGUGGGAGAAGACGAAGUGCAGGACGAGCAGCGGAGGCAGCAGCUGUUCGUGGAGGCCUACCGCCAUCUGCUCACCAGGUGCGGGUUCGAGGUGGAGACCCUGGAGGUCGUGCCGGCCAAGGCCAACGCAGAUAACGCGGAGGAGCUGAAGCAGUUCGUGGCGCAGUGGCUGCCGCACAAGCAGCGGAUCCCGGAGCCCCAACAGGAGGCGUUCAUCGACGAGGUGGUGGACGCCUACCUGCGCCACACCGAACAGAGCCGGGCCAAGGGCGAGCUCCACAUGUGGUUCGACCUCCUCCAGGUCAAGGCCCGCAAGCGCGCCGGCUGA
Acanthamoeba castellanii str. Neff is the source of this 843-nucleotide messenger RNA. RefSeq names its product methyltransferase domain containing protein. NCBI's taxonomy places the organism in Eukaryota, Discosea, Longamoebia, Acanthamoebidae. The transcript is spliced from 5 exons. The record is from RefSeq and is a predicted model, not a curated record. Bases 1 to 843 code for a protein of 280 amino acids.